Messenger RNA from Verruconis gallopava, 1368 nucleotides. RefSeq lists its product as uncharacterized. Lineage: Eukaryota; Fungi; Ascomycota; Dothideomycetes; Venturiales; Sympoventuriaceae. The transcript has a single exon. Bases 1 to 1368 code for a protein of 455 amino acids. The record is from RefSeq and is a predicted model, not a curated record.
AUGUCAGAACCACUCAGCCCCGCUUCCACCGAUGCGGACAGUGAUAAAUCUUCGAGCAUUGCGUUGAACCUUACGUUGACUGAACAAUACUGCGGAGAGCCGUUUGAGGAGUUCGAGCCUAAGGCAAAGAAGCUCUGCGAGAGUAUAUGGCCGGACGCGAAACGUAUCGAGCUCGAACGAAUACCUGGUGGCUCGUGCCACAGGAUUGUUGCAAUUAAAGUUCUUCCCGAAGCCAUCGACAUCAAGACGGCGACCAGCAUUUGGCGGAAAAUCAAGCAGGUACUCCAUAUACUUUUUAAACUUCUCCGCUCAUGCCGCAGAAGAGGACAAGAAAAGCAACCGCGCUAUCAGACCGGGUUUGACAACUACAUCCUUCGUAUUCCGAGAUUCCCAGAUCCACCGGAGGAACUUACUCUGCACCAUGAGCGCGUUGCUUGUGAGUUUGCUGAGCAACUCCUAACAUUUCCCGUACCAAAGACGGUGAAGGUAUGUUUGGUUUCGGAAAAUUCGAUCGGAAACCCGUAUGUAAUUCAGGAGCGUAUGACUGGGCAGCCGCUUGACGACCUGUGGAAAACGCUUAAUCAACAGCAGCGACUGUGUGCAGCAAAGCUGCUUGGCAAGAUAUUGCGCGAACUUGCAGCGACCACCGCUCCCGCGGCUGGCAAGAUUGAUCCUCGAGAUCCUACGAGAAUACUAGCUCCGCCGCUACCAAGUCAUCCAGUACGACCUAACAUGACGGAACUUGCGCAACCCAUGAAACCAGCGGAGCUAUUGCGGAACCGUCUUGCGGCCUGGACUGAGAACCACGCCCGACACGAGCCCUACUUCCCGUACGCUGAGUUGGCAAAGCUCAUCAAAGACGACACGCUAGGCCCAGAUGAUAACUAUUACUUCUGCCACGGCGACUUGUACCCGCGAAACAUCCUAGCCGAAGUUGUUGAUCAGAGGAGAAUCAAGAUCACCGGCAUCAUAGACUGGGAUCUUGCGGCAUUCGCGCCCGCAUUUGUCGCAUUCGAGGCACCGUGCUGGUUAUGGAAGAUGGAAAUGUACGAGACGGGCGAGCUCGAAGACGAGAAGCUACGGAUCGGGGCAGCAGACGAACCCGUGAGGGACGAGGACAGGCAGUUGAAGGCGGCUUUCGAAGAGACAGUGGGCGACGAUUGGCUGCGCAUAGCAUACUGGAAGGAUGUCGAAGUGCUAAGAUGGAUCUGGAGAAUCGGCAUGGAGGGGCUUGGAAACUCUACGUACUGGCGGAUGGCCGACGCGGCAAUCGAAGCAUUGAGUGGUCGGGCUUUUGGGCGCGAAUGGGGCCGAGGCGGUACGAAAACGUUGAAGAGCGGAAGCGGUACGAAGGCCAGCAGGAUAUAG